UUGGAUUAAAUUACUCACGAGAAAACACAGAGAGAGAGAGAGAGAUGAUAUGGCUCUUUGCUUGCUUUUCACUCCUUGGAAGAAGCGAAGCUCAAAACUAGCAAAUACUAACUUACACCUUCCAUUUUGUCCUAACUAUCAAAUCUCUGGAGAGUGGAGAGCCAAACUCGUGUCUCUUCCUUCUUCUUUCCAGCACUGUUCUCUGCAGUCAUGGAAGUCAAUACCAUUUUUGCUGUUGCUGCAGAAUCACCCAGUGUUGCUCUCGACGAGCAUGACCACCACCACCGCUACCACCAUCCACAUGUCCCCUCUAAAACCAUUCUUAUACUCAUCAUAACCCUCACCUCCUUCAUGCUGCUCCUCGCCAUUUCACUCAUCAUCUUCCUCCUCCGACGCCUUAAAUCCUUCCCCAGGAAUAAUCCAACCACUAAACUCGCCGCCGGCGAAGAAGAGCUUAACGAUACCAGCAGCAGAUUCAUGGCCUCAACAGCUUCCAACUUCACGUCUAGCCCAGACGUGAAAGGAGGUUGUAUUUAUGGAGGAAACAUGAACAUGAGCAGGCCAGCACUAGCAGCACCUAAAUUCAGAGGAGUUCAAGUGUUCACAUACAAAGAGCUAGAAGGGGCGACGGAGGGAUUCAGUGAAGCAAAUGUGAUUGGCAAUGGAGGAUCUGGUUGGGUGUACAAGGGAAUCCUCAGUGAUGGCACUCUAGCCGCCAUUAAGUUGCUUCGCAGGGAAGGUAAGCAAGGAGAACGUGCCUUCAGGAUAGAGGUGGAUCUUCUUAGCCGAUUACACUCUCCUUAUUUGGUGGAGCUAAUUGGGUAUUGUGCGGACCAGCGCCACAGGCUGCUCGUAUUUGAACACGUGGCCAAUGGGACCCUCCAACACCAUCUUCAUUCCGCUCAGGAUCAUCUUCAGCCGUUGGAUUGGUGGACCCGGAUGAGGGUGGCCCUUGACUGUGCCAGGGCCUUGGAGUUCCUGCACGAGCACGCGGGCCCCACGCCUGUGAUCCACCGCGACUUCAACUCCAACAAUGUCAUACUGGAUCAUAACUUCCGCGCCAAGGUUUGUGACUUUGGAUUGGCCAAGAUGGGCUCCGACAAGAUCAAUGGUCAAGUUUCCACCAGGGUUUUAGGGACCACCGGAUACCUAGCUCCAGAGUAUGCGUCCACAGGGAAGCUCACGACAAAGUCAGACGUAUACAGCUACGGCGUCGUUUUACUGGAGUUGCUCACUGGGCGAGUGCCCGUUGAUAUUAAUCGCCCUCCCGGUGAACAUGUCCUUGUCUCUUGGGCUCUUCCGAGGCUAACUAACAGAGACAAGGUGGCGGAGAUGGUUGAUCCAGCUCUGCGAGGACAGUACUCUAAGAAGGAUCUAGUUCAGGUAGCAGCCAUAGCAGCGAUGUGCAUACAGCCAGAAGCAGAUUAUAGGCCGUUGAUGACAGAUGUAGUGCAAUCUCUAGUACCACUUGUUAGGAACACAUCUUCUGUUAGUUCAUCAAGCUCAAGUUCAUUAAGAUUUCAAAAACAUGCAUCAAGUCCGAACCAUUCGCUGCUGCACAACAGAUAGACUACUCAAAAUCUGCUUAGAGGAAUAGUAUAACCAAAUAACUUUGCAUUUUAUUUCCUUGGGCCCUAUAUUUUCUUCAUUCUAGAAGCUUCUCAUUUAUAUAGAAUGGAAGGCGAACACUUGACUAGUUUGCCUUUCGGUUGUUAUGAAUUGUAGGGGUACACAAUGUAGGAGAGGAUGAUUUUUUAAAUGGAAUACAUAUUGCAAAGUGACAAUAACUUUCCAUUGUUUGAAGAGCUUA
Messenger RNA from Prosopis cineraria, 1810 nucleotides. Its product is annotated as probable serine/threonine-protein kinase PBL21. The record is from RefSeq and is a predicted model, not a curated record. NCBI's taxonomy places the organism in Eukaryota, Viridiplantae, Streptophyta, Magnoliopsida, Fabales, Fabaceae. The transcript is spliced from 6 exons. Gene Ontology annotation, biological process: protein phosphorylation. The coding region runs from base 211 to 1569 and encodes 452 amino acids. Gene Ontology annotation, molecular function: protein kinase activity; ATP binding.